AUGGAAUAAUAAAUUAACAUUAUAUAUCAUGUUAUUAUAUUAAUAUUCAUAGAUAUUUUGCUACAAUUACAAGUACAGCGUAAUCUGUAAAACAUUUAUACUAUGUUCAAGAUAGGUUGUAUUAUUUAACGAACAACUACUACUAACAUCAGCCAGCUCUAAAUAGUUUUCCUACCAAUGUCCAAUACGAUAUAUAAUACUAUUUGUACCUACUGUCUAAUAGUUAAUACUAAACUGACCUAAACGAUAUGACUAUUGACAGCUGAGUUAAAAGAAAAAUCAAUCAAUAAAAUAAUAUAACUUGAUCGUUAUUCGUUCUACUUUUGGUUGAAAUUACUGCUUACUAAUCACUGCUUAAGAUGAUUGUUAACCAAUUUCAAAAACAUUUGUGUUGCACGCAAUAGGCCAUUUGUUCUUGUUCUUGUGUAUUACCUAUUUAUUCCCCUUCUCAAGGUGUUCCGGCUUUGCAGUCCGCGUUCGCCUUGUCAGUGGGUACCAACAAACACCUGAAAUGUUGUGCUUAAUACACUUUGUUCUAACUUCAAAGUGAUUAGCCGGUGUCCUGUUGUAAGAUUAUUGUAUAUUUUAUUAUGUAUUACACCACAUCGUUACAUCGUUUUUAUUAGUACCAAUAGCUAGAAUUGACGAUAAUACCUAUUCCAAUUAUUCUGAAAAUAAAAAAUGGCAAGCGAAAAAAAGGAUAAAACCCAUUUGAAGAAAAGCCGUGGUCAAAAAAAACGUAAAACAAUAUCAUCACGUUCUUGUAAUUUUGUAUUGUAUAUAAUUUCAUUGUUGCGUAUCAUUUACAACUAUGUUGUAUCUUACAUAUUUGACUAUGUCUAUUCUGAUGUAUCUUCAAAAAAACUGCCUCCAGUUAAUGAUGAUUUGGUACUCGACAGUUGUGUUACCAUUGUAAAUAAAAUUAAAACCAAACAAGUAUCAUGUCGCCAUGUGGUUGAAUGUUUUAUCCAGCGAAUUAAUCAGGUUAAUCCAAUAAUAAAUGCUGUGGUAGAUUUUCGCUAUGACAAAGCAUUAGCUGAAGCAGAUGAAUAUGAUAAACUUAUUCAAUUAGCCGAUUCUGAAGACAAAAUUAAUUUAAUUUUCGAUGGUAAACCAUUAUUUGGAGUGCCAUUUACUUCCAAAGAAAGCACAGGAGCUAAAGGCAUGGCUUGGACGUUUGGAAUGUUAUCUAGAGUUGGUAUGAAAUGUCAUGAAGAUGCUGAAAUUGUUAAAUCAUUGAAAACUGCUGGGGCAAUACACAUAGCUAACACAAAUGUUCCCGAAUUAAAUUUAUGGUGUGAAACUAGAAACAAGGUUUAUGGACAAACUAAUAAUCCUUAUGACACAAGACGAACAGCUGGAGGUUCAUCUGGUGGAGAAUCUAGUCUAGUAUCAGCAAGUGGCAGUCCAUUAGGUCUUGGAACAGAUAUUGGCGGAUCUGCACGUAUACCAGCGUUUAACUGUGGUAUUUUUGGACACAAAUUAACAACAGGCAUUAUUAACACCAAAGGUAUGACAUUUAGAAUGGGAACCGAAAAGCACACUAUGGUCAGUGCUGGACCUUUGACAAAAUAUGCUGAAGAUUUGACUCCUGUUAUUAAAGCUCUUGUAGGCCCUGAAAAGUCUAUAGAAAUGAAAUUAGAUCAACAAGUAGACUUGUCAAGUCUGAAAUAUUUUUAUGUUGAUAACCCUAAAGACCGAAGACUUAGCCCUAUUAGCGAUGAAUUACAAAUGUCAUUAAUUCGUGUAAUAAAUUCAAUAAGUUCCAUUACUGAUUUGCCUCCACUUAAAGUUACAUUACCUGGUGUAAGGUAUAGUUAUACGUUGUGGAGAUAUUGGAUGUCAAAAGAAGAAGAUUCAGAUUUUCCCGGAGCAUUGGGAAACCUAGAGACUAGAAUUUCUGUUUGGCAAGAAGUACCAAAAUUGAUUGUAGGUCAAUCAAAACAUACUUUAGCUGCCAUUUUAAAAUUAAUUGAUUUGGAACUUCCAAAAGUGAAUGAAAUUUGGGCUGAAGCUGAAACUGAGAAGCUUUCGAAAGAACUAUCGACCUUAUUGGGUGACGAUAGUGUGUUAUUUUUUCCAUCAUCUCCAACUACAGCUAAACGUCAUUAUGAACCAUUUUUAUACCCCUAUAACUUUUCAUAUUGGGCGAUUUUCAAUGUAUUAAAACUACCAGUGACUCAAGUACCACUAGGUUUGGGUAAAAAUGGUUUACCACUAGGAAUACAGGUAGUAGCCGGUAAAAAUCAAGAUAGAUUGUGUGUUGCUGUAGCAAAACACCUUGAAAGUACAUUUGGUGGUUGGAAACCUCCAUUUACUUCAAGUGCCUAGUACAUUAUACAUCUAUAAUCCAUGAACUUGAAAGUUGUGUAAUCUUAAGGGUACACACAUCGUAGACCGUAUUCCAAUGGAUUUAGAGUAUUAUCUAUAUUUUGGUCUCCAUUUCCAUUUAUGCCAUUUUUUUUCUGUUAAGUUACCAAUUAUGAUUUAUUUUUAUGGUGAAAAUUUAAGGUGUACAAUUUUUUUGUAUUUUUUUUUGUUAAUUUUGACAUUUAAUAGGUAUUAUUUAUUAAAUUAUUAUAUUCGAUUUAUCUUAUAAAGCUCAACUCAACAGCUUUUUAGAUCUUGAAAAAAAAAACUGCAUUUCAAAAUUGUGCAUAUAUAUUAUGUAAGUAUUUAGGUUAUAGUUGAUGUUUAGAAUGUCUAAUCAGUAGGUUUUUUAAUAUUAUAUUUUUUUUUACU
Molecule: messenger RNA, 2742 nt
Organism: Adelges cooleyi (spruce gall adelgid)
Lineage: Eukaryota; Metazoa; Arthropoda; Insecta; Hemiptera; Adelgidae
Product: fatty-acid amide hydrolase 2-A
Exons: 8
Coding region: 682-2331 (549 amino acids)
Source: RefSeq, a predicted model, not a curated record